AUGACGUGUCAGGAAGAAAACCUGCGAUUUCCGAGGCACCAAGUCGAGGAAAAGUCCGAUGAUCUCCGAGAAGCGAAGUCGAAGAAAAGUCAAGCGAACUCCGAGAUGCCAAAUUCUAGGAAAAGUCCUACGAUCUCCGAUGUGCCAAAUUCUAAGAAAAGUCCUGCGAUCUCCGAGGUGCCGAAUUCUAGGAAAAGUCCUACGAUCUCCGAGGUGCCGAAUUCUAGGAAAAGUCCUACGAUCUCCGAUGUGCCAAAUUCUAAGAAAAGUCCUGCGAUCUCCGAGGUGUCAAAUUCUAGGAAAAGUCCUGAGAUCUCCGAGGUGCCAAAUUCUAGGAAUAGUCCUGCGAUCUCCGAGGUGCCAAAUUCUAGGAGAAGUCUUGCGAUCUCUGAGUCUCCGCAGUCGAGGAAAAGUUCGACGAUCUCCGAGGUGCCAAGUCGGGGAGAAGACCUAUGA
Messenger RNA from Hyalella azteca, 456 nucleotides. Its product is annotated as merozoite surface antigen 2-like. The record is from RefSeq and is a predicted model, not a curated record. The transcript has a single exon. NCBI's taxonomy places the organism in Eukaryota, Metazoa, Arthropoda, Malacostraca, Amphipoda, Hyalellidae. Bases 1 to 456 code for a protein of 151 amino acids.